AUGGACGAUUCGGAGACGUCCUACACGAUAGAGACCGAGGAGCAAUUAUGGGACGAACUCGAGCGAGUCGUCGCAACCCAAUGCCCUGCCCAAGCCCACGAGACUAUCGACGACGCCCUGCGAACGUGGCUACACUUGGCGUCCAAGUGUCGAGAAGAGUUUUUCCAGUCGGAAGAUGACGUCGCCAGCUGCGUCCAGAGAUUGCUGGAUGGCAGGCUGUUCAAUGCGAAUCAGCACUACGUGCGUAUGCAGAUACUAUACAGCAUGUUACAGGAGGACGAAGCAGGGCCGCUCUACGUUAUCGCCAGCUUCCUACUACUUGACGGUCGAACCGAAGACGCCACAUUUCGCCACAUGAUAGACGAGGGCUGUUUUCACCGUCUGCUCGAGUUGAUCAAUGGGCGCAAGGAGCAUGACCCCGGUUUACAUCGCCUGCUGCUGGAGUUGAUGUACGAGAUGUCACGUGUCGAACAUUUGCGCGUCGAAGAUCUGAUACAUGUCGAUGAUGGUUUCGUGAAUUAUCUCUUCGAAUUGAUCGAAGGCCUGUCAGACGACGCUCGUGAUCCAUACCAUUAUUCCAUCAUUCGAGUCCUUCUGGUAUUGAACGAACAAUACAUGGUGACCUCAACCGCCGCAAUCACAGACCCAACCUCGCCCGGGGUGCCCCUCACAAAUCGAGUAGUCAAGUGCUUGUCACUGUAUGGUCCUCAGUACCGCACGUUUGGCGAGAAUAUCAUUCUGCUUCUCAACCGCGAGACCGAGACCUCGCUACAACUCUUAAUAUUGAAACUCCUAUACCUACUCUUCACCACAAAGGCAACAUAUGAGUACUUUUACACCAAUGACUUGCGCGUCCUCCUCGACGUCAUCAUCCGCAACCUGCUCGACCUCCCCAACGAGCUAAUGGCCCUCCGGCAUACGUACCUGCGGGUUCUCUACCCGCUUCUGGCGCACACCCAGCUCAGCCAGCCACCGCACUACAAGCGGGAAGAGAUACUUAGGGUGUUAAAUCUUCUGUCCGGCUCAGGAAACAUGCAUUUUGAGGCGGCGGACGAGACAACAGUCAGACUGGUGGAUCGCGUUUCCAAGGUCAGGUGGCUAGCCGAUGACGGAGCCAGCGAGGUUGCCAGGAGGUUCCUGGGAAUCAGCCUUGAGGCCAGCGACUCUGCCAGCAAAGUUAGUGUCGUUGACGUAGCAGUAGUGACCGAGAAGCCCGGUAUCCAGACGCCGAGCCGAAAGGUUGGUUUUGAUGUCGAAGUCAAACAUCCAGCAUCUUCUCCAGAAAGUCACACGAUCGGCAACCAGAAGGAGGCGCCGAGGCGACCCAAGAAGGCACUACCUGAGGUACCAAGGCAUACACAUGGUAUUGCCAUUUCCUGUCCACCCGCGGCUCACAUAAAUGGAAAUGGGAACGGAGUGGUCAAGAAAAUGCCACCAAAGGCCCCUCCCCCGAGGCGAAUGAAUAGGCUCAAGGCCGCGUCUUCAGUGCCGGAGGCUCCUCCCCCUGUCUCUUAG
This is a messenger RNA of Pseudomassariella vexata, 1515 nucleotides long. RefSeq lists its product as uncharacterized. The transcript has 2 exons. The coding region runs from base 1 to 1515 and encodes 504 amino acids. Gene Ontology annotation, molecular function: Arp2/3 complex binding. Gene Ontology annotation, biological process: actin cortical patch assembly; endocytosis; actin cortical patch localization. Gene Ontology annotation, cellular component: actin cortical patch. The record is from RefSeq and is a predicted model, not a curated record. NCBI's taxonomy places the organism in Eukaryota, Fungi, Ascomycota, Sordariomycetes, Amphisphaeriales, Pseudomassariaceae.